AUGAAUAGAUUUAAAAAAUAUUUAGAAUGUGAUGAUGAUUAGGUUUUAGAUAUAUAUGAUCAAUUAAUAGAUGAGAUUUUAUAACACCAAAACGAACAGGAGCAGCUUAUUUUGAAUUUAAAAGAUCACAUGCAAUUGGUUGAGAUUAAAAAAAAAAUCAGAAUCUUAUAAUUGAUAAAUGAAAUCAUUUGUUGUAAUGAUACAAAUUUUAAAUCAUUAAUACAAAUCCACUUUUUGGAUUUACUUAAAGAAUAUUUUGAACAUCAAAGUAAGAGUCUUUAAUCUAAUUAUUUGUGUUAAGAAGAUGAAGUUGAAGUCAUUGAGCUCUAUAUGUUUGUAAACAAAAUAUUAGCAUAUUACGAUCCUGGCUAAAUAGAAAAACCGAGACUAAGUGUGAUGAAACCAAAAAGUGAAGAAUUCAAAUUUUAAUUUGAAUCUCGAGCUUCAAUAUUCUUGAAUGAUUAAGAAUAGAAAUAUGAAGAAAAAGAAAUAUAGACUGAUGAAGAUUAAGAAUUGAUAAAAUGGAAAAAUAAAUGGGAACUAUAAUUUCAUUACAAUUAGAGAUUGCAAAAAAUUAACUAAUAAUUACGAAAAGAAAUAGCAGAUUAUUAGAAGAAACAAAAUCAAACUUCUUAAACAAUAUAAAAACCCUAAUCUGCAAUAUAUUUGCAACAGCAUGCAAAAUUAAAAAAUGAUUUAAGUGUAUCAUUUGGGUAAUAGCAAUCUUAAUCAUAAUAAUUAAUGAAGUUUGAAGAUGAUGAGGAAGAUCAAAUUAUAAUAAGUGAUAUAACUGAAAAUACUGAUUAAACAAGUCAAAUAAAACAAAUUUCAUCGAUUUUAAAAAAGAAUGAAAAUGAUAAAAAAUAAAAGAAGAGAGUUUAAUUCGUCUAGAGAAAACUUAAUGUUCAAUGUUACAAUUAUUAGAAUCUGCUGAAUGAAAUUGAAUAAUCAGAAUUACAAUGUUUAAAGAAAUGUUGCUUUUCUAAAUACGGAAUCAUUUACGAUGACAGAUCAAUAUAAAUAUUACUAUAGUUGAGUGACUCUGUUGAAUUCGAGUCAUCCUUAACAAUAUUGAAUAGAACAAAUGAUGACAUCAAAUUAUCUCUGAUCUAUAAAUAACCGGUCAAUAUUAGUGUUAGAAUUAGAGAUCUGGUCUUGAAUUCCAAAAAGUCCCUCAAGUAGAUUAUUUACAAUGAUAAGGAUGAACUUUUACAAUUGUAACUUAAUUAUGAGUUGAACCAAUAAAAAAUAGACAAAUACAUUUUAAUACCAAAUUUAUUACACAAAUACUUACAAUUCAACAAAUUUACAGAGGCAGCAUAUCUACAACACAUGGAUGAAAUCAAAAACAAUGAUACACAUACUAUGUUAAUCAGUUAAUGUCCCAAUGUCAUUGUGGAUGAGGAGAAAAUUAUGAAGAUAAUUCCUAAUUAUAUCACAUCUAAAAAGAAGUACUUAAGCAGUAUGAAUUAUAAAUCUAUUCAAUUUUAUUGUAAAAUUAAAUCUGAUAAGAAUCAAACCGAAGUUAAGUUGCUGAUAGAUUCAAAUAAUGAACAGUUUGGAACAAAGUUACUCCAAUAGCUAAUAUUCUUGUUGAUUAUUUAAAAGAAAUGA
Molecule: messenger RNA, 1614 nt
Organism: Paramecium tetraurelia
Lineage: Eukaryota; Ciliophora; Oligohymenophorea; Peniculida; Parameciidae
Exons: 2
Source: RefSeq, a predicted model, not a curated record